AUGGUGCAGAUCAACUGCAGCGUCGCACUCGGCGGCCAGUUGUACGACAAGGCCUGGGAAAAGUGGGUCCUGCCAGUAGCGCAGCUCACUUUGGACGUGGUGGACGACACUUGCUGGGUCCCCAUCAACGUCUCAGGAUUGUUCCGCUGGAAGACGCUGCCUUCCAUAAGUGAGUGUUUCCACAUCUGCCGCGAGAGGGUGGACUGUGCAGCGGUCCAGGAGGACAGCAGCGGUGCAUGCCACGCCAUAGUCAGUGAUGGCGAGCCAGCAGCCUUUGUUGGCCAGGUGCUCGUCCGUCUGGACAACUGCUCCGAGGAGGAAACGGACCUAAACCUCACGGCCAAGGGUGCUUGGUACGUGCAGGGAGACUAUUCCCCGUCAAACAUCUUCAAGGAGCAGGUGUCCUAUGCCCACGCGGGAACCACGCCCGAUCUGCAAUUCCAUUUUGUCCUCCGGGAGUUCGCGCACAUGCAGCUUCCGCAGGCAUGUGAGAACGCCUCCUGGCUUCUGGUGCACACGAACGCCUCGGACUUCAAGAAGGGAAGCAUGGAAGCUCCGGAGUAUUACGGCAACGCCGUGGCGUGCACUGGCCGCGAUGUCGUGGCCAAUGCCUUCGAGAAUGGCUACGAGGAGUUUGAGCUGGAGUUCCUCCCCGCAGAGCUGAACGACAGCGCUGUUUUGCAGAAGCCGGAGGCCUCGCAGCCGGCGGCGCUGAAACCUUCGGUCCGCUCCUGCACGCUGACGGCAACGUCGAGUUUCGUCUUCGGCACCUUGGAGGACCCCGAGCACUUCUCCCUGCACCCGUGCGAGUGCUUCGGGGAAGCGCACGCUCAAGCGUCGCCUGUGCUGCAGUCCUCUGAUCUGAAGGUGCCCCGCAGCAGCAGCUACAACAUCGGCACGGUCGAAGAUCAGCAGAUCUUCUCGGGUCCGUACACCUGCGAGGACACAGCGGUCCUCUCGCAGUCCUUUGACACCACCCUCUCGAGCUGCGCGUCGGGCUGUCAUGCCAACGCCAGCUGCGCCUUUUACCAGUUCUGCGCAACGUCGGAGACCUGCACUCUCUUCGAGCGCUGUGAGUUCGUCCAACAGCUCGCCGUGCAGAUGGUCAACGAGCUGUAUGGCAUCCCACCCCAAGGGGACUUCUGCCGCAUCGCCGACCCGGAGAAGUGCUGGAAGGAGAUUCGGCGCCGGAGCUUCCUCAGCCUGACACUUUCCGAUGUGCCUCGCUGUCUUUUUGAGGACCAGUACAACGCUUGUGACGCGCUUCAGCAGAUCUCGGGCGUGGAGGCCGGUACCUGCUCCAGAUGUCAGUACAUCAAUGCCUCCAGCACGUAUGCGGCCCAGGGCAUGCAGAAGGUGCCUUUGCCGACAGAGUUCCCAGCCGCCUCUCAGAUUUCCAUCAGCUGCAACUACACCACCCGCAUGUUCUCAAGGCAGGACGAUGGCCGAAAGUGGGAUGGCCCGCGUCAAAGCGCUAUCUUCACAUGUGUCAGUGGCCAGUGGGUUGGCGAGCUGGGCGCGUGGCAGUACGUCGGCAACCUGAGCUGCCAGGAGUGCAUACAAGUGGGCACGCCGAGCUUGGGAAACUUCUCCAGCGUGAGCCUCCCCGAGGUGUACUUCCUGGAGCACCGGCUGAUGCAGGUGCAUCAACGGCAGCUUAUGGGAACGGAAUCUCCAUUCCUUCUGACCUGGUUGCUUCUAGGUAGAAGUGUGCCAUUCUGGAUGGCUCGGAGGCCUCUUGGGGUUGUAAGUGACUGUUGGCUUGGGGUCCUUUCUCACAUUCGGAUUGAAAUCCUGCUGGAGAUUUGCAUCUUAGACGGGUUAUUCCCAUUUCCGUCAUGCACCCGAAACCCUAAACCCCAAACCCCUAAACCCUAA
Symbiodinium sp. CCMP2592 is the source of this 1878-nucleotide messenger RNA. Lineage: Eukaryota; Dinophyceae; Suessiales; Symbiodiniaceae. The record is from the annotation of a GenBank genome assembly.